AUGAAACGUGAAGAGUCAGAUGCAGAAGGCAACGGUUCCAUGGUGGAGGAAUUCAUCCUGCUAGGAUUCUCUGACCUUCCCGAACUCCAAGGGCUCCUCUCUGUAGUACUUGUCACCAUGUACAUAACGAUUCUGGUAGGAAACAGCCUCCUAAUCAUAAUAACCAUGUUUGAUCCUGUCCUGCAGAAGCCCAUGUAUUUUUUCCUGGCAAACCUUUCUUCCCUGGAAAUCUGUUACGUGUCAGUCACUCUCCCUAAGAUUCUGGCCAAUAUUUGGACUCAGGAUAGGCGCAUUUCUCUUCUGGGCUGUGCCACCCAAAUGUACUUCUUUCUGAUCCUGGCAGGGAAUGAAAGUCUCCUCCUGGCUGUGAUGUCCUAUGACCGCUACGUGGCCAUCUGCCACCCUCUGCGCUACCCAAUGCUCAUGAACACAACCAAGUGCGUUUGGCUGGCCGCUGGAGCUCUGCUCAGUGGACUCCCGGUUCCCACCGGGCUAACAUGUACGAUAUUCUCUCUGAAUUUCUGUAAAUCAAACCACAUCAACCACUACUUCUGCGAUGUACGUCCAGUGCUGACACUAGCCUGUGGCGACACUUCCGUGCCUGAACUCUCCAUCUACGCAGCCUUUAUGGUGUUUGCAGAUGUCCCCUUUAUGCUGAUCCUUGCUUCUUACAGCAAAAUCCUUUCCAGCAUUUUGAGAUUCCCCACAGCCCAAGGACGGGGUAAGGCCUUCUCCACCUGCUCCUCACACCUGAUGGCUGUGCUCUUAUUUUAUGGAUCGGCUAGCAUCACCUACUUGAGACCCAAGUCCAGUCACUCUGCAGAACUUGACAAGUGGCUCUCUCUGUUUUACAUCGUGGUAACUCCCAUGCUCAACCCAAUGAUAUACAGCCUUAGGAACAGAGAAGUGAUUGAAGCACUGAGGAAAUUAUUACCCUAA
Molecule: messenger RNA, 939 nt
Organism: Perognathus longimembris pacificus (Pacific pocket mouse)
Lineage: Eukaryota; Metazoa; Chordata; Mammalia; Rodentia; Heteromyidae
Product: olfactory receptor 10AG1-like
Exons: 1
Coding region: 1-939 (312 amino acids)
Biological process (GO): G protein-coupled receptor signaling pathway
Cellular component (GO): membrane
Molecular function (GO): G protein-coupled receptor activity; olfactory receptor activity
Source: RefSeq, a predicted model, not a curated record